GAGGUUGGCAGAAUUUUUUGAUCAAGGAGUGAUCGAAGGAAAGGCAACUGAUUACCUCAUUGCUUUCACUUGAACCACACGAAAAGGAAAAGCAAAACGAAGGAAAACAAGGCAUUCACAGUACUCGAUUGAAACGGGAACGAACGUGAAAUAUCCACUCAACUCGCUCCGAAAGUAUGGCUGAAGCAAUGUAUGCCACGGAUGAAUACGGGCGACCGUUUAUCAUCAUCAAAGACCAGGGCACUAAGACUAGAAGCCAUGGGAUCGAGGCCAUCAAGUCUCAUAUCCUCGCCGCUCGCACAGUUUCAAAUAUACUCAAGACUUCCUUAGGACCCCGUGGAUUAGAUAAGAUCUUAAUAUCACCCGAUGGAGAUAUCACCGUCACAAAUGAUGGUGCUACCAUUCUCGGUCAAAUGGAAGUGGAACACCAAAUCGCCAAACUGAUGGUACAACUUUCUCAGUCCCAAGACAAUGAGAUUGGGGAUGGUACAACUGGAGUGGUUGUUCUCGCUGGCGCCUUACUAGAGGAGUCAGAGGCCUUACUAGAUCGAGGUAUUCACCCAAUCAGGAUAGCCGAUGGAUUCGAGAAGGCUUGCAACGUGGCCGUUCAAGAGCUUGAUCAAAUCAGUGCCAAAUUAGAGUUCAGUAAAACCGACACAACCCAGUUAGAAAAGGUCGCCGCUACCAGUUUAGGUAGUAAAAUUGUCUCUAAAUCAGGCGAUCUAUUCCCGAAAAUUGCAGUCGAAGCUGUAUUAUCAGUUGCGGACCUCGAACGAAAAGAUGUCGAUUUCGAACUUGUGAAGAUCGAUGGCAAAGUUGGAGGUUCUUUAGAAGAUACCCGCUUGGUCAAGGGUGUUAUAAUCGAUAAAGACAUGUCUCAUCCUCAAAUGCCCCGAAACCUCAAAGAUUGCAAGCUGGCUAUUCUCACCUGUCCAUUCGAGCCACCCCGACCAAAGACAAAACACAAACUUGACAUCACUAAUGCUGAACAAUACAAGAAGCUCAUGGGGUAUGAACAGGAGGUCUUCCUACAAAUGAUCAAGCGACUCAAGGAUUGUGGUGCCAACUUGGUCAUCUGUCAGUGGGGCUUUGACGACGAGGCGAAUCAUCUUCUCCUACAGAACGACCUACCUGCUGUACGAUGGGUCGGUGGACCCGAUAUUGAGUUGAUUGCCAUCGCUACCAAUGGUCGUAUCGUGCCUCGAUUCGAGGAUCUAACUGCUUCUAAGCUCGGGACUGCUGGGGUCGUUCGAGAAAUCGAUUUUGGAACGACAAAGGAGAAGAUGCUGGUAAUCGAGGAAUGUGCCAACUCAAGUGCAGUGACUGUAUUCAUCAGAGGCAGUAAUAAAAUGAUCGUCGAGGAGGCCAAACGAGCUUUACAUGACGCGCUCUGUGUUGUCCGUAAUUUAGUUGUCGAUGAUCGCGUGGUCUAUGGUGGUGGCUCCGCCGAGAUUGCGUGUUCGAUUGCUGUUGCCAAGGCUGCUGAUGAGAUCCCAUCGAUCGAACAAUACGCCAUGCGGGCAUUCUGUUCAGCCUUGGAUGCUGUCCCACUCGCCCUGGCCGAAAACUCAGGACUCUCUCCCAUCGAAACCCUUGCAGAGAUCAAGAGUCGACAGAUUGAAGAGAAGAACCCUAAUCUCGGGAUUGAUUGUGUCGGCUUAGGGACAAAUGACAUGAAAGAUCAGUUCGUUAUCGACCCUCUAAUAUCCAAACGACAGCAAUAUCUGCUCGCUACCCAGCUUGUUCGAGCGGUGCUCAGAAUUGACGAUGUCAUUCACAGUCAUGAUGUUGGAGGGGAAUAUUAACAACAAAAAAAGAAACAUUGCGGUAUAUUCAAUUCAAUUUCAAAUUGGCUUCCAUUAUCACAUAUCAUUCAGCCAUUCCUUUUUUUUUUUUUUUGAGUGUAUACGAUAUGAUGUGUUAGUUUGCUAGAUAUGCCAUCUGUGGCUCAAUUCAACAAAUAAAUAAAUUCAGAUAACAAUCACGUAGACGAUAACUCAUUCAACCUGUCGGUCUGGAUCUUUG
Molecule: messenger RNA, 2025 nt
Organism: Puccinia graminis f. sp. tritici CRL 75-36-700-3
Lineage: Eukaryota; Fungi; Basidiomycota; Pucciniomycetes; Pucciniales; Pucciniaceae
Product: T-complex protein 1 subunit epsilon
Exons: 10
Coding region: 177-1805 (542 amino acids)
Biological process (GO): protein folding
Cellular component (GO): chaperonin-containing T-complex
Molecular function (GO): ATP binding; ATP-dependent protein folding chaperone; ATP hydrolysis activity
Source: RefSeq, a predicted model, not a curated record